AGCAUCCAGUCAGAAGCUCUGUUAUGGAAAGCCCUAUGGACCGGUGUUUUGCCGAAGAAGGACAUAGCCAGGACAUAGUUCUUGAAAAGCAAGUGUUUAGAUCCAAAGUGCUGGAGUCUCAUGUUCAGCUUGCAUGCAGCUCACAGUACUCUGCUUUUCCUUUGAAUGGGAAUGAGCUGUGCAUCUGGAAUAUUGGUAUUAACCCUGUUCAUCAGCCAUUACACUUGAUAGGACAUCAUCAUUCAAUUACUGCAGUAUCAUUUGGAAGUAAAAUGGAUCCACUUCUUGUCUGCUCAGCUUCCCGUGACUAUGUAAUAGUGUGGAACUUGGAUGAAUGCACAAAGAAAGCACUGCAAGGGAUAACACCUUGUGGAAUUGUUAUAGGAACUCUUUUGGGAAUAGUGCUUUAUGUAAGAUUUAGUCCAGAUGAUCAGACGGUAGCAGCAUGUGCUGGAAAUCGGAUCUAUAUACUAAAUGCAAAGAAUGAGGCUGUAUUAGCUGAGUUGGAAGGCCACUUGGCUCUAGUGACUGCAGCUGAAUUUUGCACUUGGGAGAAAAACAUGCUUAUAUCUGUCUCUGAAGACAGGAGCUUUAAGGUAUGGGACUGUUGUACUGGUGUAUUAACAUACCAAUCAGCAGUAUUAACAGCCUUUCCUUUGUUAAGUCUUUUCAUUGAUGAAGAAAAGAAACAGAUUAUUACUGGAUGUGCUGAUGGGCAGCUUUGGAUCUUCAGUUUGAUCAGUGGGCAUAACUACCGCUGUGUGGUCCAUAUCAACUUAAAGAAAGAGAGAGAAAGAUUCUAUAGCAAAACAGGAAAAUAUUUACAGCAGUUUGGUGAGAUACAGAAUAAUUUUAAGCUUUCUGGCAUAAAUGACAUGAGAGUGGAAGAAACAGUGGAAACAACAUUGCCCAUCCUCAGAAUUGAACACUGUGACAAACCAACACAUGCAGAAAAAGAAGGAAACUUUUUUCCUGCUGUGAAUGCCAGAUAUUUAUGGAUAGGAAGCUCUACUGGUUUGUUCAUAAUUAACUUGGCAAACUUUGAAAUAGAAGCUGCUUUACAUUAUAAAGAUUAUAGCGACCUCAGCAUUCAGUUUGCUGGAUCAUGUGCACUAACGAGGAAGGCUGUUGAUGGCAAGGUUUUAUGCUUGCUUUCUUCAAUGUUUGAAAGCGUGAUUGCUUUGCUGGAGAUUAGCCCCACUGCUUUGAUGAGAGCUCAGAAGAAUGAAUUUCUCUCAUAUGGAAAGGAGAAGCGUCUUUUAGUCAUUGCCAGUUGCUCCCUGUUGCCUAAUUCUCCAUUGAAUACUGAAUCUCUUAAGAAAUCAAGCAGCAAAUUAACCAAUAAAAAAACUCUUGGUCCGAAGGGCACAAUGAAAGACCAACCCCUGGUUUUCCACAAUAAAAUUAAAUCAUCAGGUUAUACAAGUGCACCACAAAUGAUCAUGUUUUCUCCAAAUACUAAAAUGAAGAAAACUAACAAAGUAUUGGAGUGGAAGAGCAGUUGUAAACGAAAAAAUAAAGAAUAUCCAUUGGAAAAUUUUCCGCCAACUAAAUCUGAGAGAGAGAUAUCUGCGGCGGGCAAACCAACCUCUAUAAGCUGUAUUCAGGUAUCAGGGGAUGGAGAACAGUUGGCAUGUGGCCUCGCUGACAAAUCUUUACUGGUAUUCAAUUCCAACCUGACUGGAACACCAUCUGUUUUUUCAGGUCAUGAUGGUGCAAUUAAUUCUGUUGGCUGGAGUCACAACAAAAAGUGGUUAGUUUCUGCAUGUGAAGAUAGAACAGUGAGGAUCUGGUCAGUCUGCAAUACAGAACCUGCCCUGCUUCUGGGCAGGGAGAUGUUCCAGAAAUCUGUACGCUUUGCACAGUUUUAUUAUAUAGAUAAGUUUAUAUUGCUGGGUUGCGGAGCUGAAUUUCAUCUCGUAAACUGCUACCUUGACAUAAGCAAGGAUGACCUAAAACGAUACAAACAGAAGAGUGUUUGCAAUCUAGUACAGAAAUUCCCCAUGGCUUCUACAGUAGAGAUUACCAGUCUUUCAGCAGUAAAUGACUUCUACUCUUAUAUUGUACUUGCUGCUGGAAGCAACCGAGCAUUAGAAGUUUUUGACCUCAAUGCAGGCUGCAGUGCAGCAGUGAUACCGGAUGUUCAAUCUAGAUCAGUCCACCAGAUUUGCCAAAAUAAGGGAUCAGCUUUUAGCACUCAGCAGCCUGAAGCUUAUAAUCUCUUCAUGACCUCGGCAAUUGGUGAUGGUAUUAAACUGUGGGACUUAAGAACAUUAAGGUGCGAGCGUCGUUUUGAAGGACAUGUUAAUCGCUGCCACCCAUGUGGAAUUGCAGUCUCUCCCUGUGGACGCUUCAUUGCCAGUGGAUCAGAAGAUAAAUGUGCUUACAUAUAUGAAAUGCAUUCAAGUACGUUUUCCCAUAAAUUGACAGGACACACAGAGUCAGUCAUCAACGUGGCUUUUAAUCCUUCAUCUGCACAGCUCACUACAGCCACCUUGGAUGGCAAACUCCAGUUGUUUCUGCCCUGACCGUUCGUGGAAUAUUGGCACUUGAGAAUAAUGGCUCACUGAGAACAAGAUAAUCAGUAACUGGUCAAACAGCACAAUAUUACUUUUUGAACUACAUUUAAAAAAACCUGUUUCUGUAAAUUCAAACUGUGUUCACAGGUUACUACUGUGUAGAAACAAUCUGUCACUUUUAUUGGAAAAGUAAAGCCAAAAGACCAUGAGAUACAAAAGCACCCAUGCUGACCUCAUACAACCAAGCACUAUAACUUUAAUGGACUGUUUGCAUGCUUAAAAUGUCAUGUGCUAUAAUGCUUUGCCUAGGCUUUUCUUCUGCAGAUUGGUGACACAAUUAAAAUAGCAGUUCUUCCACAUUUUAAACAGGAAGUCUGCCUGUUACCCGUGACUUGAAAUAGUCUCAAAGACAGGAGAGUUUCUCCUCAUUCAUUAUAUUGCAGCCAUGCUGGAACAAUCCAUACCAUUGCAACUCUAAUGCAGUUACUGGAAGCAGCAGAAUUUUGCCUUCAUUUAUUAAGAGCCAGUAUGAUUCACAGCCGUUUGUAUUGCUGUACUCAUUAAGUGCUUCUGUUAUUUCUUAGAGAAUCUGUAAAAAGGGCUUAAUUUUGAAGGAUUUGUCUUUGUUACAAAGUUAACUUGUUGCUUUGUUUUCAUAAUAUACUUAUGUUUAACUUUGUUGUGACACUAGACAGGUCCCUUUUGCUACUCUUUAGGGAAAAAAAAAAGGAAAGAAGGAGAUUUGUUUAGUUGUUCAAAUAGUGAUUAGGUUUUUUUCUGUAGAAAAGUGCUGAUUCUUUUUGUACCAUUCCUAGCUAUGCCGCUUUACAUGCCCUAAUCUUUGAAAAGUAUGCUAAAUGCUGUUUUGAAUA
Alligator sinensis (Chinese alligator) is the source of this 3391-nucleotide messenger RNA. RefSeq names its product WD repeat domain 27 (gene WDR27). The record is from RefSeq and is a predicted model, not a curated record. The transcript has 26 exons. Gene Ontology annotation, molecular function: protein binding. Bases 24 to 2528 code for a protein of 834 amino acids. NCBI's taxonomy places the organism in Eukaryota, Metazoa, Chordata, Crocodylia, Alligatoridae.